AUGGGAUUUGGCGAUAUAUCGACUGGCUUUGGAGCACCAAAGGAAGGUGGCGAGUCGUCCGGCUUCGGCAGUGCCUCUGGAUUCGGCGGCGGCGCAAGUGAAGGAAAGACUGGCUUUGGAGCAGCGAAGAGCUUUGGAGGAAACGAAGGAGAAAGCAAGGGAUUCGGAUCGGGAGGAAACGCUGGCUUUGGAUCGAGUGGAAAUACAGGCUUCGGAUCAGGCGGAAAUACGGGCUUCGGAUCGAGUGGAAAUACGGGCUUCGGAUCGGGAGGCGGUUUCGGUGAAACUGGCGAGAAGAGCGGCUUCGGAGGUGGUGGUGGAUUCGGUGGACAAGGAGGAGCAACUGGAGAACGGCCUCGCGGCUGCUUCAACUGCGGAGAAGAAGGCCAUCGAAGUGCUGAUUGCACUCAGCCAAGGAAGUCACGAGGAUGUUUCAAUUGCGGUCAAGAGGGACAUCGAUCCAAUGACUGCCCUGAGCCGAGGAAGCCUCGAGAUGGAGCUGGAAGAGGGGCUGGUGGAGGCGGAUUCGGAGGCGGUGCUGGAAGCGGCUUCGGGGGACAAGGGGGAGAACGACCCCGGGGAUGCUUCAACUGCGGAGAAGAAGGCCAUCGAUCUAACGAAUGCCCUCAGCCAAGAAAGGCCCGUGAAGGGGGAGGUGGUGGAGCUAGAGGAGGAAGCGGAUUUGGAGGAGGAGCAGCAGCAACUGGCGGAUUUGGAGGAAGCGGCUUUGGCGCAGCUGGUGGUGGAAGUGGAUUUGGUGGAGGAGCGACUGGUGGAAGUGGUUUUGGAGGCGGCGGGGCCGGAGAACGCCCCCGAGGAUGCUUCAACUGUGGAGAGCAAGGCCAUAGAUCCAACGAAUGCUCUCAGCCAAGAAAGCCGCGUGAAGGUGGUGGAGCUGGAGGAGGAAGCGGAUUCGGAAGCGGAAGCGGCUUUGGAGGUGGAGCAACUGGUGGAAGCGGCUUUGGCGCGUCUAGCGGAGGAAGUGGAUUUGGUGGAGGAGCAGGCGGCGGAAGUGGAUUUGGUGGGGGUGGUGGAACCGGAGAACGGCCCCGAGGAUGCUUCAAUUGCGGAGAAGAAGGCCAUCGUUCCAACGAAUGCCCUCAGCCAAGAAAGCCGCGUGAAGGUGGGCCACCACGAGGUUGCUUCAAUUGCGGUCAAGAAGGUCAUCGAUCCAAUGAGUGCCCCGAACCAAAGAAACCUCGAGAACAAGGCAGCGGCUUUGGUGGAUCAGGAUUUGGCGGCGGUGGAGCUGGAUUCGGCAGUGGCGGAGGACUCUUUGGAGCUCAAACAACAGCCGGUAGUGAACGUCCACGUGGUUGUUUCAAUUGCGGACAAGAAGGUCAUCGAUCCACCGAAUGCCCUCAGCCGAGAAAGCCGAGAGAUGAUAUGGAUCCUUCGAGCAAGCCAGCAUCGACCUAUGUUCCAGUGGAGGUGCCGGACGAAGAGCUUUUCAAAUUCAGAAUCACCGAGGGAGACCGCUUCAAGGAGUUCUUCGAGGCCGACGUCAAUGUAACCUCCUCCGGGAAGAAAAUCAAAAUUUCCCCAAUCAACACUUUUGAUGAAUUGGAGCUUCCGCCUCAAGUGAAGGCAAAUGUGCGAGAAGCUGGUUACAACAAGCCGACUCCGAUUCAACAACACGCUAUGGCAAUCAUCAAGAACAAGAUGGACCUUAUGGCUUGUGCUCAAACAGGAUCAGGCAAAACAGCUGCUUUUCUUCUGCCGAUCAUCAAAGAUCUCAUCGUAAAUGAUGACAUGGCUUGUGCUGGUUCUGGAUCUGCUUCACCUCGUUGCGUCAUUGUGGCACCUACCCGCGAGCUUGCCGAUCAAAUCUCCAGAGAGGGGCAGAAAUUCUUGCGAGGAACCGUCCUCAAGAUUGCGUCGGUUUACGGAGGAACACAAGUUGGAGCAGCAAAGGCUCGUCUCGCUAUGGGUCCUAGUAUUGUGGUCGGAACGAUGGGUCGUUUGCUUCACUUCAUCAAAGACGGUACAAUCAGUAUGGAUGAAGUUCGCUACAUCGUCUUGGAUGAAGCUGAUCGAAUGCUUGAGACUUCAAGCUUUGCCGAUGAUGUCCGAAAGAUGAUCAACCUUGGACCUUCGAAGGAGAAGCGAACAACGCUGAUGUUUUCGGCUACAUUUCCAGACGAGGUUCAACAACUUGCCAGUGAGCAUCUCAAGUCCGACCAUGCACAACUUGCUGUCGACAAGAUUGGAUCGGCAAAUCGCUGCAUUACUCAGGAAUUCAUCGAAGUUUCAAGCAGGCAAGGCAAGAGAGACAAGUUGCUCGAGCUUUUAAAUGUCGACGUCAAUAAUUACACUGUCAAGGAUCAAUCGAUGUUCGAAAAGAAAACUAUUGUGUUCGUCAAUCGUAAAGCUUUCGCCGAUCAACUGGGACUGACGCUGAGUGAGGCCGGACUGCCAGCAGUGACAAUGCACGGAGACCGAGAACAACGACAACGCAGUGAGGCUCUAUCUGAAUUCCGGUCUGGAUCGAAACCCGUUUUGAUUGCGACUGCUGUUGCUGAGCGUGGUCUUGACAUCCAAGGAGUCGAUCAUGUGAUCAACUAUGACUUGCCGCAGUGCAAGGAAGAUUACGUGCAUCGAAUUGGUCGUACUGGACGAGUGGGGAAUCCAGGUCGCGCAACAUCGUUCUUCGAUCCAAGUGAUAGCAACGACAUGAAUCUUUCUGCUGCACUUGUUGGAAUUCUCGCAGAAGCUCAUCAAAUUGUGCCGGACUUCUUACAAAGUGCUUUAGGAACCGCUUGGUUCUCGGUGAACGCGCAAGCUGCUCCAUCUGGUGGUGCCGACGCUGAUGAAACCGAUUGGGUGCUGGUUAUGAUGAAGCCAAAGCGGCCAAAUAACUCUUUGGCGCAAUCGUGCAUCCAAACUGUCGAAAGUCGGGCUAGGGACAAAACUGAUGAAAAUGCUCUUGGCUUCUUGUGCCCUAUGAAAUACACAAAUCAACUGGUUGAUCCACCAUUUGCACCGAAGUUCCUUCCGUGCCCAUUUGUUCAAAUCGAUAGGUUCAUUGACUACCGUGAGACAAUUUUGGAGAAGCAAAACUCGCAAGAAAUUCACGCCGACCCUUUUGUUGGGGUGAAUAUUGAUUUGGUCGAUCCGUUAGCAUAUGCCCGGCCUGAAUCGACAGUCAAACUUCAUCCAGCUGAUGCAAAGCUUCUUGAGUCGGAUACUCUUGGUCCAAUGGACACUCAACGAUCGUUGCAACAUGCUCGAGUUGUUCCAUGGAUGCGCAAAACUGAAUACAUAUCUUCAGAAUAUAACAAAUUUGGUCGAGGCGUUGCUGAUCGUCAAGAAACGAAAAUCGGAGUGAAACUUGUGCCAAAGCUGAAAGAAAUGCUCAAUCGUGACAAACUAUCAAAAAUUGAGGCUAUUUCGAAAACUUUUACUGAGGUACAGAAAAAAGUCACGAAGCAUUAUGCUAAAAAAGGCGUUUAUGCCGUGGAAGAAUUGCCUAUCUUACCCGAUUUUAAGCUUUGGAAAUACGACUUUGCAAUUGUUCGCUUUGACUCGGAUCCUUGCCCCGGAAAUUACGAGGAGGUCGACUUGCCAAAAAUGCUGAUGUCUCAGGCCCAAAUACGUGGAAUGCAAUCAAACGGCGAACAAUUCGUCUCUUAUUAUUGUCCAACUACUGACACGCUACAAAAACGCAAGGAAGACAAAGAACGAGGAAUUCUGUUUGACGAAAACCAUACCUACUCACAUCGUCAAGUGCGUGACUAUUACUGGUCGGUUAAUCAGGGAACCAAUUUCCAGAACAAUUUCUUCUUUUCUUUCCGUCCCGAUGGUGUUCAUUACAAUUGUUUUCAAUCACGUGUCAAGUUAACUAAACGAAAGGCCGUAUCGCAGACAGCCACGAUCCUUACUAUCAAUUAUACCAACCCGACAGAAGAGGAAAUUGAACGAAUGAGUAGAAGGUUACGUCAGCUUCUAACUGGAGGAUUAGAGGAAGAAUUUGUGGAAACCGAAGAGCAAGGAAGCGAUCGAGGCGAACUAUCGGACGAAGAACAAGAAAUUCAUGAGGAGAAAAGCGAGGAAACGAUUCAUGAAGAGAAUAAAGAUGAGGAGCUGGUUGUUACGAACGUAAGCAACGCCAGACAUGACUCAAUGAAAUUCAUCAAAGUAGAACUUAGCUCCAGUUCCGACUAUGAGGAU
Molecule: messenger RNA, 4170 nt
Organism: Mesorhabditis belari
Lineage: Eukaryota; Metazoa; Nematoda; Chromadorea; Rhabditida; Rhabditidae
Source: the annotation of a GenBank genome assembly